AUGGCGGUGACGCCGUUGCCUCUGGCCCGUUCAUCUCUCCUCCUCCAUCGGUUCAAAGCCAGGUUCUUCCUUCAAACGCCGCCGUUUCGCACCCAUUCUUUCCCCUUAAACCUCACAAAAACCUUCUCUGCACGUCUGCUGUCAACCACCUCCACCCCGUACCCACUCCAAUACGAAAUGAUUAUUUCCCGCCCGUCUAAUCCCCCUCCUCCGCCCUCUUCCCGCAGCCGCCGUCUACCUGCCAUCCCUAAUUCUAGACCCGAUGACUCAGAACCCGAUCCGGAACUCGGUUUCGAUGACUGGGUUGAUAAAAAGUUAUCCAGCAAGAAUAAAAGCAACGAUGAUACAGAAACGGAUAUAGUCAUGGACAAGGCGAAGAGAAAAUAUUACAAUAAGAGGAGAAAAAGAAUGUAUGGAGAAUCGGAAUCCGAUGAGGAAAGUGGUGGCAGGGGGAAGGAAGGGGAUUAUGUGGAAUUAAAGCAAGAGAUAGUGGAGCUACGUACAUUGCACAAAAAAGAGGAAGAGCUGUAUUUUUAUGAUGCAUUUGCGUACCCAUGGGAGAAAGAUAAGCAUUACAAGAUGGUUUAUCAGUUGGAGAAGAAGUAUUUCCCUGAUCAGUGUUUCGAUAAGGCCUUUCUGGAGCCGGGCCAGUCAAAUGUUAAUGAGAAUGUGAAGAAGGAGAAGAAGAGAGUAGAGACUAAAGAAGUGAAAGUUGAGGAUGAUAAAGAGCUGAUGUUCUUCGAGGGGAGUGAGAGUGAGCGAGAAGGGAAGAAUUUGAAAGUGGGUGAUGUUACAAAGAAAAAAGUAGAGGAUUUCUUCAAGUGUUUGAAGAAAGUCCCCAAUAUGAAUAAUGAUGAUGCCACUGUCCUGGAGCCCUUUUUUUCAACGAGAAGUGUUGGGCUUCCGCCUAAAUGGGAUGGUCCCACUGGGACUGUGGUUUUGGUGAACAAACCAAAAGGUUGGACUUCAUUUACAGUUUGCGGGAAGCUGCGACGCCUGGUCAAAGUGAAAAAGGUGGGGCAUGCUGGGACUCUUGAUCCUAUGGCAACUGGUUUAUUGAUCGUAUGCGUUGGUAAAGCUACCAAGCUAGUUGAUAGAUAUCAAGGUAUGAUAAAGGGUUACAGUGGAAUAUUUCGUUUAGGAGAAGCGACCUCCACCUGGGAUGCUGAUUCGCCGGUUAUCCAACAUGAGCCUUGGGAACAUAUUAAGGAUGAGAACAUAAAGAAAGCUGCUGCAUCCUUUUGUGGAGAAAUAUGGCAAGUCCCUCCAAUGUUCUCAGCUAUCAAAGUCGGCGGAGAAAGGAUGUAUGAGAAAGCUAGAAAAGGAGAAAGCAUUGAACUUUCACCACGACGGAUUUCAGUAUACGAGUUCAGUGUUGAACGAAGUUUAGAUGACAGGCAAAAUAUUAUUUUCCGGGUGACAUGCUCAAAAGGGACAUAUAUUCGAUCCCUCUGUGCUGAUUUUGGAAAGGCUCUGGGAAGCUGUGCACACUUGAUAGCCUUGCGCCGAGAUUCAAUUGGAAAUCAUUCAGCGGAUGAUGCCUGGGAAUUUCAAGAGUUGGAAGAAGCAAUUACAAAAGGAUAUUUAUAA
Messenger RNA from Fraxinus pennsylvanica, 1590 nucleotides. The record is from the annotation of a GenBank genome assembly. Lineage: Eukaryota; Viridiplantae; Streptophyta; Magnoliopsida; Lamiales; Oleaceae.